AUUGGUUUAUUCUUCAGAGUUUGGUGUAAUGCCGGAGAUAGCUCAGGCUAUCGACGAGAUGGAAUGGAUGCUACCGACCGAUGUUCAGGCCGAAGCAAUACCCUUGAUUCUUGGCGGAGGUGAUGUACUGAUGGCGGCCGAAACGGGUAGUGGCAAAACCGGCGCCUUUUGUUUGCCGAUUCUGCAAAUUGUGUGGGAAACGCUGCGCGACAUCAAAGAAGGCAAGACGGGAAGGGCCACUUCAAACAAAGGACAACCGUGGACAUUCUCGUACACCGACCGUGGCCAGGCAAUGGCUAUUACGCCGGAUGGAUUGCGAUGCCAAUCGCGGGAAAUUAAAGAAUGGCACGGAUCUCGUUGUACCACCGGUGUGCGCGGCAAGGGUAAAUACUAUUACGAAGCGACUGUGACGGAUGAAGGAUUGUGCCGUGUGGGCUGGUCGACGGAACUGGCCAGUCUGGAUCUUGGAACCGAUCGUUUCGGGUUCGGAUUUGGUGGUACAGGCAGAAAAUCGAACUGCAAGCAAUUUGAUGUGUAUGGAGAAGCUUUCGGCAAACAAGACGUCAUAGGAUGCAUGCUCGAUCUGGAUAGUAGGGAAAUUGGUUUCACCAAAAAUGGCGUGUUUCUCGGUACAGCGUUCAAACUGAACGAAUCAGAUGCAAAGAAUAACUCCUACUAUCCGGCCGUUGUGUUGAAGAACGCGGAAAUAGCGUUUAACUUUGGACAAACCGAUUUCAAACACCCAUUGCCGGCCGGCUACACGCCCGUGUGUAGCGUUGCCAAGGAGAAUCUGGCGGAAAAUCCCAACACGGGCCCAUCGGGCAGUGCGGAAGGUGAGGCCGCCAAACCGAAACCGAAUGCUCCGCAAGCGAUAGUCAUCGAACCGUCGCGAGAGCUGGCGGAGCAAACGUUUAACCAGAUUCGAAAGUUUAAGAAGCAUCUGAAAGAUCCGGAAGUUCGCGAACUGUUGCUCAUUGGUGGAGUAAAUGUACGUGAGCAGAUGGAAGUGCUGCAGCGUGGAGUAGACAUCAUUGUCGCAACACCCGGUCGACUGGAAGAUCUCAUCGGGGGCGGCUACGUGCUGCUGAAUAGCUGUAGAUUUUUCGUGCUAGACGAAGCGGACGGAUUGUUGAAGCAAGGGUACACCGACAUGAUCGACCGGCUGCACAAACAGAUACCGAAGAUAACGGCCGAUGGGCGCCGGUUGCAGAUGGUUGUCUGCAGUGCCACACUGCACUCUUUCGAGGUGAAGAAGAUGGCCGAACGGUUGAUGCAUUUCCCAACGUGGGUCGAUCUGAAGGGCGAAGACGCUGUUCCGGAAACGGUCCAUCACGUAGUGUGUAUGGUCGACCCGCAGAAAGACACAAGCUGGCAGUCGAUGCGUACGCACAUCCAGACGGACGGUGUGCAUGCACGGGACAAUGUGCGCCCGGGGUCCAACACUGCGGAAACGCUUUCGGAAGCAGUAAAAAUGUUGAAGGGAGAAUACACCCUGAAAGCGAUCGAGGAACAUAACAUGGAUCGCGCGAUUAUUUUCUGCCGCACAAAAUUGGACUGCGACAAUAUGGAGCGCUAUCUGCGGCAAAUCGGUGGUCAAAAGUAUUCAUGCGUGUGUUUGCAUGGCGACCGAAAUCCGAAGGAGCGUAAGAUUAAUCUAGAGAAGUUUAAGAACAAGGAGGUUAAAUUCCUGAUCUGCACUGAUGUCGCUGCCCGUGGCUUGGACAUUACCGGUUUGCCGUUUAUCAUUAACGUGACGCUGCCGGAUGAAAAGUCGAACUAUGUGCACCGUAUUGGACGUGUUGGGCGUGCUGAUCGGAUGGGAUUAGCAUUUUCGCUGGUUGCAUCAGUGCCGGAAAAGGUUUGGUACCACGGACAAUGGUGCUCGUCGCGUGGCAAAAACUGUUGGAAUACCGAGCUAACGGACGUGAAGGGAUGUUGCAUGUGGUACGACGAAAAGAUGUACCUUGCCGAAAUCGAGGACCAUCUGACGGUGACCAUACCCCAGAUUGAAAAAGACAUGAAGGUUCCGUUGAACGAAUUCGAUGGUAAGGUGGUGUAUGGUGAGAAGCGUAUGAACACUGGAACUGGCUAUAAGGACCACGUGGAACAGCUAGGUCCGGUUGUGCGUGAAUUGGCUCGCUUGGAACGAGAGGCUCAAACGCUAUAUCUCAAGCGAUUGGCGGUGUAG
This is a messenger RNA of Anopheles maculipalpis, 2188 nucleotides long. RefSeq names its product ATP-dependent RNA helicase Ddx1 (gene Ddx1). Gene Ontology annotation, molecular function: nucleic acid binding; protein binding; ATP binding. NCBI's taxonomy places the organism in Eukaryota, Metazoa, Arthropoda, Insecta, Diptera, Culicidae. The transcript has a single exon. The record is from RefSeq and is a predicted model, not a curated record. Bases 29 to 2188 code for a protein of 719 amino acids.